This is a messenger RNA of Diutina rugosa, 648 nucleotides long. RefSeq lists its product as uncharacterized. The transcript has a single exon. Lineage: Eukaryota; Fungi; Ascomycota; Pichiomycetes; Serinales; Debaryomycetaceae. The record is from RefSeq and is a predicted model, not a curated record. Bases 1 to 648 code for a protein of 215 amino acids.
AUGUUGUUUUCGCUCACGUUCGAGCCUAGCGCCAUCAGAGCCCGGACUUACCAGUUUGUCAAACGUAACUCCCAGGCUCGCGGGCUCGUCACUCAAGGCCCAUCUAAUACCACGUUUGGAUCCAGCGAACGAAGCUCGCCCACCAUUGUGCUGGCGUCGACGUUGUCAAAGCUUAAGCUGAUGUUUAAGCGCAAGAGACACGAACCCGAGGAGCCAGAGUCGUACGUGCUUCCGGAAUUCACGUUUGAUCACCGUAUCCUGAUGGUGAUUGACAUUGACACCGAUGAUUACGAGAACCUGACUUUGCCCGUGGAAUAUUUGGUCAAAUGUGAUGACAACCAGUUCGUUCGAGUGCUCGGUACCAACCAGAAGACGGUGGCACAAAACAUCGCCGAGAUGGCGUUGGAUGAGUUGAAGCGUCUGGGGAUACCCGUGGACUCGGUGGCCGUCAACUAUAUCAACGGUGACAUCACCGAUAGCGACAACACUAAGUUGGGGAUGGUGCCAGGGUUGACUAGGGGCAAAAAGGUCCUGGUAAAGCCCGAUGACACCAUGUACGAUGUGCCUACGCUGAUGGCGGCACUGCCAUCGACAAAAGACGAGAUUGCUAGUCAUUUUAGUGACACCAGCAGCAAGCUGACCAUUUGA